ACCAUAAAUCGAUAGUGUAUUGUGGGUAUGUUGGCAAGGAAAAUAUUAUGGCGGAUUGUUUACAGCAAGGGCUCGAACUACUGACUACACUUUUGUCGAGCUCGCUAGAACAAGACAAAGACAUAAAAUCACUGAGCUGUACAUAAAAAAUCAGUAAUAAUUUAGAUUCUAGUAAAAGAAAACAGUUGAGUGUCUCCUGAUUAUAGAAAAGUGUAAUGAGUGUUAGACUCAGAGUCAGAGUAGUCAGAGACUUAGCCGACAAAGUGAACCAUUUAAUGGAUACAGGCCUGAUAUGAAGACUGCGUGUAUUCUGAAGGCAAUCUCCUCAAGCAAUCAUGUGUCACUGUUGUUGUAUUGGUCAGCACAAUAGAGUACUAGUAUAUUUAUGACAAAAACAGUUACACUAUUUUUCUUUUUGAUAUGUUUGCGGUAAAAUGAGAACUCAUAGGAAAUACCUGCCUAUGGAUGUCAAAAGAAAGAGCUAGUUGUUUUUCAGUACUGAGGAAAAAUAUAUUGUAGCUGUGUUCGGACAUGAAACUAGACAAUGUGAUGAACAAAUACGAAGUCAUUGAUAUUGUAGGUGAAGGAGCCUACGGAGUAGUAAUGAAAUGUCGACACAAGGAAAACGGAGAGAUGGUCGCUAUCAAAAAGUUUAAAGACAGUGAAGAAAAUGAGGAUGUUCGCAGAACCACCAUGAGAGAGCUCAAAAUGCUGCGGGCUCUAAAACAAGAGAACAUUGUGGAACUCAGAGAGGCCUUCAAACGUAAAGGGAAACUGUAUCUAGUCUUUGAGUACGUUGAAAAGAAUAUGUUGGAGUUACUUGAACCGUGUCCUAAUGGAAUUGCUUUUGAGAAAGCACGGAGCCUAACUUAUCAGCUCUGUAAAGCUGUUCAGUGGUGUCAUUCCAGAGACAUCAUUCACAGGGAUAUCAAGCCAGAAAAUCUUCUCAUCAGUAAAGAAGGAAUCUUAAAACUGUGUGAUUUUGGUUUUGCUCGCAGUAUAACUGGAGGGACUGAUGGACUAUACACAGACUAUGUAGCUACACGAUGGUAUAGAUCCCCUGAGCUACUCAUUGGAGCCCCGUAUGGCAAGCCUGUUGAUAUCUGGGCAAUAGGAUGCAUUAUGGGAGAACUAGCUGAUGGUCAAGCUCUAUUUCCUGGGGACAGUGAGAUAGAUCAGUUGUAUGUCAUCCAGAAAAUCUUAGGCCCUCUUCCUGAUGACCAGAUGAAGUUGUUCCAUAAGAAUCCGAGGUUUCAUGGACUGAAGUUUCCCGCUGUUAGAAAACCAAAGACAUUAGAAAAACAUUAUCAAGGGGUGCUUACAAGUGUAGCCCUUGACUUCAUGAAAUCAUGUCUGCAUCUAGACGCUUGUGACCGUGCCACCAGUGAGGACUGUGUGAACCAUAUCAUCUUUCAGACAGACCGUGCCUUGGACAGACACCCCUGCCUGCCAGUUAAGAUAAAUACUAGUCAUAAUACAAAUAAAAGAAGGAAAACUGAUCAUCUAGACACAGCACUAGAUAGGGAAAUAACUAUAACACAAGAUGAAAACCAACAUAUGGAUAUUGAACAAGAUAUUAGUGCAGAGUUUCAGAACACGAAUGAAACAUCUAAAUAUGAAGCAGGUGAAAAGGACAUAGACUUUCAACCAGCUGUGCAAAGUAAAUACUUAAAGCAGGUUAGAAACCAAACAACUGCCAACAGUACCAGAACUGGAAUGAAAAGUGCCAAAAGUUUAACUAUAAAUGAUGUGUCUGAAAAUUCUAAAGACGUCAAUGCAGACAAUACUGACAGCCAUCUUAUUUCAUCCUCUAACCAAGAUGCAAAUGACAUGAAAUUUAAUUAUGAUUCCUCCAAUACAUCUAAGCUUUUUGCUACUAAAGAAAAAAAAAUGGAACUAUCUGAGAACAUUCUCUCUGGCAAUGAUCCACCAAAAGAGCUCAGAAAGAAAAGUGCCAUUGAAAAAGCAAGCAAAUUAUUGCGAUUGGAGCAAAACAAUGUUCAUAUUCGAAUGAAAGACGAUGACAGAUUAACCAAGCCAGAAAUCAAAACCAGCUUUUCUAAAUCUGAUCUUGACUUCCAUGAAAAAGACAGAAGCAAUGAUGAUCAGUCUUAUAUCGCAUUUAAUGACAGUCACAAAAAAACGAGUGGCGGUGGAACUCAUAUAGAAAAUCGGCAUUUAACUACUUUUGCAGACUUCAGAGUUGGUAACAUUCUUGAGUUUUCUCAGAAUGCAGCUAAUAAUACCUCCUUGUCAGUGAAGAAACCUAUAGACAAAGGACAUGAUGAUGAAUCAGGUGAUUUUCAGGAAAAGUCAGAAACUCUGGACUGGAUGAAUCAAGACUCCAGAUUUCUCAAGGGGAAAAAUCUUACUAGUGAUAAAUCUCCAGAUGCAGCCACCUUCAAGCCUAGGACCCCAGGGCACAUUGACAUAGACAAUUCAUCUCCCGAAGGUCAUAUUAAGCAAAAGAUUGUAGGCCAGCAUACCAGCACAUACACCAUGAGUGUAGAUGCCCAUGGUCUCCUGAGCAAUGGAAAUAACAAAACCUUCACCUCAUAUUCAUCAAGUAAAAUCACUUCUGGGAGCAACAGUCCAACAGAGAAAAAGAGAUUCCUGAACCCAACAACACAAAAUGAACUUCAGAGAAUCAAGUCUGGCACAACACUGAAGCCAAAAAUGAAAGAUAGAGAAAUUAGAGACAGCAACGCCCAUCCAGUGCAGGCCAUCACGGACAAGCUGUCAGAUGCGAGACUGCAAGGUGCUUUAGGAACAGAGAAGGCUUGGGAUCAAAGUUAUUAUGUUCAAUCAAGACUAUCAAGAAAUAGGCAAAUAGAUAACUCAGCAGACGCAACUAAUGGGCCAGAUUACGCCCCAGCUCAAAGAGAAUACAGAGACAAUCGCUUUCUGCAGACACACACCAGCAGGCAAUUUGGCAGGUAUCCUCCAUACAAUUUAAGAACUGAAUCUCCUUCUGUGGUGCCUUUAGCCUCUUGGCGGAUGUUAGACGGGGCCCACAGUAAUGUUUAUAAUCUUGCUAGGAAGAAAAAGAAAAAGUUCACACAGAUUAUUGACCCGUAUGAAGAUGGCAGGCUGUCACCGUCAGUAAACCUUAGGAACAUGUCCCGUCUAUCUCGCUAUGAGCCAGCUGAUGAUAUGAACUCUACCAAUGAUCCAUGCAGUCCACGUGACCCAGCACGCAUGCUGGCUGCAACACCUGUCCAUUAUCAGGAAAGCAGCCUGAGCAGAGGAACUGAGCAGCGGAGGUCAUUUAAACAGUCCUUGAACUUGAGACGAGCAGCAGCAGUGACAAACACACCAAAUGACAGAGUGGGUAGACUACAGCCUCUCAGCAAAGGACAAAGCUCAUUGAAUCCACCUCAGCAGUAUGAUGUUUCUCCAAACUCUAAAUCACUUGGCAGGGCAUUUGAAUCAAAAACUGGCACCAGUACAUCACCUGAUGAUGUAAGAGCCUUGGGGUCUAAGUCCCGCCAGGGAUUGAUCCAUGUUGCUGAUGACCCCAGUGCAGUGAACUUGGAUGGAUAUAACUCAAGAAGGCUGACAAAACAGGGAAAGCAACUCUGACACUUGUGAGAUAACUAAAGCAGAGAACUUGAUUCAAGGAGGCAUUGUUCACUUCUAGGGCAGCUGUGUAUCUGUUGUAAACAAAUGUGUCUAGAUAGAUCUUCCUUUAAGAUGGUUUCAUUUCCUAUGUUGAUGGUGCCACAUUACCCCAAUCAUGAAUUUUUAUUUUUUAAAUCUCUCUUUAAAACCUAACAACAGUUAACUUCUUUGAUACUGUUUUGUAAUUUUAAUUUUGAAGCUACAAAAUACAUAAGAAUUAUAACUCCAACAAUACCUUUGUCAUUUAGUAAAAGUAAUUAGUAAUUUAACAGCUAAAAAGUUUUAAGAAAAAUGCUGAUAUGUGUAACAACUUUUUUUAAAAAGGAGUUAAAAUACUAUCUUAUAUAUGCCUCUUUGUAUGGAAGUUUAUGAUUCAGUGUAAAUAUAAUAAACAUGCAACUCUAAAAAUUAAAUGUAUAUGUUGAGAUAAUGUUAAAAAUUAUGGCUACAUUAAAUGGCUACAUCAUUGUAUCAAAAAUUUCAUUUAUAAAAUUUAAUAUCAAAAUCUUUGUACUCCAAAAAUCCAACUUAUUAUAUUUCUAUAUUACAAUUAUUUUCCUUUUUCUAAUUACUCUAUGGCUCCUUCUAUCUCAGAGGACAAUGUAUGCAUCUAUUGUAUAAUUCAGAAUAAAUGCAAUCUGUAAAGCAUUGCAUAUUUGGUGAAUGUUUAUUAAAAUAUGAAAUAAAUUGUUUUCAAGUGUCUUUGAAUAGAUGCCUCUAAUAGUUUCAAGCCAUGGUUUUACAAAGACUGCACAUGAUUUUCUGCAGUUACACAUUAAUAGCUGCUUGAAAUUGAUAUCAGCUCAUGUUUUUCUAAUGUGUGAGGUUUUAUUAUUGUUCUUUGAAGUUAGACAUGUUUUAUCCAUAUAAAAUAAAGAAUCCAUUGUAAAUAUAUUACAUAACAGUGUAUAUGAAACAAUAAUGAAGCAUAGUUUUUUUUUAAAUGUUACUCUCAGACUAAACUAGUCACAGCCUAAAAACUCAAAUGUGAGCAAAAAUAGAGGUAGCUUUGACAUCAGAAAUAGUGGUGGCUGCCUGGUCAUGUAUCUCAGUAGUCCCUGGUUCUAGCCCUGCUCCCGUAAUCCCCUGCUGCCCUGCAGAAGGUUUUGACUAGGGUGUAAUCAUCUUCAGUUCUAAAAGAGCAUCCAAAACAAUGAUGAACAGUCUUGACUUGAAGAAGAUUUCUAAUCCUUUCAAAACAUUGCACAACUGAAUGCCUGCAAAUAAAUCAGAUUUGAUAGUUUUACAAUUUUAGAGUUAGGCUAAGGACUUUUUUUGUUCAAAGUCAGGAAUCGUUACACUGACAGCUCAACUUAAGUAUUACAAUAGUGCAGAAUGGUUUGUCAAAUCAGUGCUAAAACACUUGGUGACCAGUAUAAUCUGAUGCCAUUACCAUCUCAUGUUUAUUUAUCGAAAGGCUAAGAAGAUUUCAUGUGUUGGUUCAUUGACAGGUUGUACUACUUCUUCAGUUGACUCACAUACCUCCUCAAAGUGUUUUUUUAAAUAAUUCUUAUGAAAAUACUUCACUUCUUAUCUUGCCUUAAAAUGGGCUCCACCAAAUAGUUUGGCAUGAUAGGUUCAAUUGAUGGUAAAUCCUACUUGCCUUGAAUUGUAAUUGACAUGAUGUGUGUAUAGUGCACUUGAGAUAACUACUAGUCAGUAUUUAAGGAACUAUUUCAACAUCUUUUGACAAUUCACAAUAACUUUUGUUCAGAAACAGUUUUAAAAAGUUGACAAUACAAAUCUUGAAAUGUAACUGUUGACAGUUUGAAGUAUCCCCUAUGAUGUUUAGUGAAGCAUCUUUACUUAAUUUUUGUAUUUAUUCCAAAACUGUAUUGAGAUAUUGAACUCAAUGUUUGUAUACAACAAACUAUCAAGCUGGAUCUUUCUGACUUUAUUAGGAUGAUACUUUUAGAUAAAGUCUAUUCACUUGGUUAUCAAUCAAAAAAUUUAAUCAUUUGGGGUAGAGGGUAGUGUUACCCUUCUCAACCCUGCAAUCUAUGGGGGCUGAUGAUGUAAAGCACAUCUGUUUCUAUGGCUGAGGUUAAUGGGGUUAGAUGUAGUCUGCAUAACAAUUCCCCAAUGUAUGUCAGGUACCCAUUAGAGUUGGGUGGACUCAGGGGUGUCCUGAAAAAUCAUGAAGUUCAAAAUCCCUCAGUUCAGAAGUCAAUCCUGGACACCAUGCACCUGAAUCAUGUCGAGCCACUGUUUAUUUUAUAAACAUAAACUGAAAUAAUUAUCAUUCUGCAACCCCCUUUUCAUAUUAAAUUCUUUUUUUUUUAAAUAAAUAUUAUCUUAUUUUGUUCCACUUCCUCUAAAAAAAAAAAACACAGAAAUCUUACUUUUACAUAUUCAAGCAUAAUUCUUUGUUCUUUAAAGGAUAGAUUAUAUAUAGGUUACAAAAGUAUUAGUCCUUGAUUCUGAAAACCAAAAUGUUUUAUAAUUGUCUUACGUUUAAGAAAAAAAAAAAAGAUGUGAAUCUCAAUGUAUUGAACACAAAUAUUUAAAUAUAUAUACAUUAUGUAUGCAUAGUAAUCAAUGUCUAUUGUGCCAUGUCUGAUUGACAAUCAAUUACUGAAUGUAAAGAAUUUUUGAAAUUAUUUUAAUAUGAAACUAUAUAAACAUUAAUGAAUUGUAUAUGUAACCACACAUUCCAGAAUGUGACAUGAAUUGUGAUAAUAAACAAAAACAAUUAAUAACGAAA
This is a messenger RNA of Biomphalaria glabrata, 6325 nucleotides long. Its product is annotated as cyclin-dependent kinase-like 5. The transcript is spliced from 22 exons. The coding region runs from base 532 to 3582 and encodes 1016 amino acids. NCBI's taxonomy places the organism in Eukaryota, Metazoa, Mollusca, Gastropoda, Planorbidae. The record is from RefSeq and is a predicted model, not a curated record. Gene Ontology annotation, biological process: protein phosphorylation. Gene Ontology annotation, molecular function: protein kinase activity; ATP binding. Gene Ontology annotation, cellular component: nucleus.